Molecule: messenger RNA, 4086 nt
Organism: Pseudomyrmex gracilis
Lineage: Eukaryota; Metazoa; Arthropoda; Insecta; Hymenoptera; Formicidae
Product: 1-phosphatidylinositol 4,5-bisphosphate phosphodiesterase-like
Exons: 20
Coding region: 397-3741 (1114 amino acids)
Biological process (GO): lipid metabolic process; phosphatidylinositol-mediated signaling
Molecular function (GO): calcium ion binding; phosphatidylinositol-4,5-bisphosphate phospholipase C activity
Source: RefSeq, a predicted model, not a curated record
CGGUCAACAGACGGUGCUGUGCACCGUCAGUAUCUUCCAUCGCGCCUACAGCGGAGACGUCCGACAGCGGAGCGCGAUUUUUCGCGAGCGUGGACGUACGUGUUUCGGGUGUUUGUUUCGCGUUUUUACUCGGCAAGCAUUUUCUGCGAGCCUGUAUAUAUGUCCGAUAUGCGUGCGUCAAGCCUCGUCGAAGGAUGAGACCGUCGGCCAGUCCGUUGCCGUUUUCGUCGUUCGACGAAUAAUUUAACGUGCAGACUGAAGAGGAGACCCGAUCGUGAGCGGUGCACAGCCGCGAGUUAAAAUGAGCAGGUUAACUCGAAAGAGACGCUCUUAACAUUAACCGGAAAACGGCGCAUCUAAGCUGACUUCGCCGGAAGUUGGUGGAACGUCGCGGAGAUGACGAAGAAGUUUGAGUUCAAUUGGCAGAUCGAGGUGCCGGAAGCGCUCCGUACGGGCUGCGUCUUCGAUCGUUGGACAGAGGAGAAGGAUAACACUGAAAUCGAGCUAAAUUGCCUGUUCAAGGUCGACGAGUAUGGUUUCUUCAUUUACUGGCAGAGCGAGGGGAAGGACGGCGAUGUCUUGGAAUUGUGUCAAGUAAGCGACAUUCGAGCCGGUGGCGUUCCCAGGGAUUUGAAAUUGCUGGACAAGUUACUCAGCAAACACGGCGAGCAGUUGGACGAGAAAAGUUUGACUAUCUGUUCCGGUGUUGAUUAUACCAAUAUCAAUUAUCAGCAUGUCGUAUGUCCGGAUCCUGCCACAGCCAAGGUAUGGUUGGACGGUGUUCGAUCGAUCACGCACAAUGUCAAAGCGAAUAACGUUUGCCCACUUACAUGUCUGAAGAAACAUUGGAUGCGGCUUAGGAUGCUUGUGGAUCCCAAUGGAAAAGUUCCGGUGAAAGUGGUCGCGAGAACUUUUGCGUCCGGAAAAACGGAAAAGCUCGUUUAUCAGUGUCUCUCUGAGUUAGGUCUACCUAGCGGAAAGAAUGACGUAAUAGAACCUGACGACUUCACCUUCGACGCGUUUUACGCGCUUUAUCACAAAAUAUGUCCGAGAAACGAUAUAGAAGAAUUAUUUCAAUCAAUAACGCAGAGUAAGGCCGAUACGAUUAAUCUGGAGCAACUGAUUACCUUCCUGAACGAGAAGCAAAGAGAUCCGACCUUGAACGAAAUUCUCUAUCCAUUCUAUGACGAGAAACGGACAAUGGAGAUUAUCAAUGAUUACGAGCAGAACGAAAUUGCGCGCAAAAACAAAACGAUGACGAAGGACGGCUUCAUAAGGUACCUGAUGUCCGAUGAGAACGCGCCAGUUUUCCUCGACAGACUAGAUGUUUAUAUGGACAUGGACCAACCGCUGGCGCACUAUUACAUUAAUUCAAGUCACAACACAUACCUAAGUGGACGGCAAUUCGGCGGGAGGAGUAGCGUCGAGAUGUACAGACAGGUUCUACUUGCUGGAUGCAGGUGCGUUGAAUUGGAUUGUUGGGAUGGUAAAGGGGAGGAUGAGGAGCCAAUAAUUACUCACGGCAAAGCCAUGUGCACCGACAUCUUGUUCAAGGACGUUAUAUACGCGGUUAGAGACACGGCCUUCGUUACAUCAGAAUAUCCAGUGAUCCUCAGCUUUGAAAACCACUGUAGCAAGAAGCAGCAAUACAAGCUGGCCAAAUAUUGUGAUGAAAUUCUGGGUGAUUUAUUAUUGAAGGAUCCAUUAAAAGAAUAUCCCCUGGAUCCAGGAGUACCUUUACCACCGCCUAGCAUGCUCAAACGCAAGAUUCUCAUUAAGAACAAGCGCCUAAAGCCCGAGGUUGAGAAGGCGGAAUUGGAGCUAUUCAAGCAAGGCCAAUUCGUAAUUGAGGACGAGGUCAAGGAAGAUGCCAGCGCGCCGCCGUCUAUCGCUGCUGUCGUUGAGCAGCAACCGGUAACCUUAAAGGAGGAGAUCCCCGAAUCGGUAACGUUGUCGGCCAUUCAACAGCAGCAAUCUGGCAGUGGUCCAAGUCUCGGUGAAAGCAUAGAGCUAGUCGCUGUCGUCCAACCUUAUACCGGAAGCACGACAAACGUUCACCCGUGGCUGUCCUCAAUGGUCAACUACGCCCAGCCCAUAAAGUUUCCUGGCUUCGAUGUUGCCGAGCAAAUCCAUCAUCUCACAGAGAAGAAUAUUCAUUUCAAUAUGUCUUCCUUCGCGGAAAACACCGGCAUGAGUCUCUUGAAAUCUUCGGCGAUGGAUUUCGUAAAUUACAACAAACGUCAGAUGAGCCGAAUUUAUCCAAGAGGCACGCGGGCCGAUUCUUCCAAUUAUAUACCACAGCCGUUUUGGAACGCUGGCUGCCAAAUGGUGUCGUUGAACUUUCAAACCGCGGAUCUGUCUAUGCAACUGAAUCAAGGAAAAUUCGAGUACAACGGCUCCUCGGGUUAUUUGCUAAAGCCGGAUUUUAUGAGACGCGCCGACAGAAGCUUCGAUCCCGGCUCCGAGAGCCCCGUGGACGGAGUAAUUGCCACGCAAUGCAGUGUUCAAGUAAUAGCUGGACAGUUUUUGUCCGACAAGAAAGUGGGAACGUACGUAGAGGUUGAAAUGUACGGCCUACCGACCGACACAAUACGCAAGGAAUUCCGUACCAAGGUAGUUCCAGCCAACGGACUGAAUCCUGUUUAUAACGAAGAGCCGUUUCUAUUUAGAAAGGUCGUUCUACCAGAUUUGGCUGCUUUAAGAUUCGCGGUAUACGACGAGUCAAACAACAAACUGCUAGGACAGAGAAUCGUUCCUUUGGACGGCUUGCAGGCCGGUUAUCGGCACAUCGCGUUACGAACCGAAGCCAACUUUCCUAUGUCUCUGCCUAUGUUAUUUUGUAAUAUCGACAUUAAGAUUUAUGUGCCAGAUGGAUUUGAAGAACUAAUGGACGCUUUAGCGGCGCCGCGAACAUUCAACAAAACGUUGGAAAGCUCGUCGCAAAACAAAAUGCGAGGUUUAGGAAUUGAAGAGAGCGACAGCAAAAACAAUCUGGACAACAAAAACAACAUGGCAUCUCAUCACCACGAAGUGGCGAAACCAAGAGAGGAAAUGAAUUUCGAUCCAAUUACUCUGGAUACACUGAGACAAGAAAAGGGUUACCAAAAAGUAUUACGAAAACAGCAAAAAGAACUGGAAUCUCUGAAAAAGAGGCAUCAGAAGGAGAAAGUGACUGUUCAGAAACAGCAUUGCGUUGCUAUAGAGAAGAUUUUUAAAGGAAAAAAUAAAGCGGAACUUUCAAGAGACCCUAUUGUUCGUCGCGCCGUUUCCGAUCAGACCGCUCAGUGGUCGCGCCUUGCAGACAAGCAACGCCGGGAGGAACGCGAACUGGUUCGUAAACAUCUGGAAGAGAGACAGACGCAGUUGUGUAAAUUAUGUACGACCGCGCAAUUGGCGCAGCAGAAACAGCUGACCGCAAGGCAUGAACGUGAAAUGAAAGACAUGAUCGCGCGGCAAACAAGAUUGUCGAUGGAAAGCGCGCGGGAGGUGAUGAACGACAAGACGUUGAAGACGCGAGGAAUCAAAGAGGGUAAGCUCAGGGAGAAGCAGCAGAACAACACGAAGAAGUUUGUGGAGGAGCGCAAACACGCACAGAUGAUUCAGAACAGAGAGAGAGAAAAACUAAAAGUGAUCCAUGAGAAGCAACUAGAAGAUUUGCAGAAAGACACGAACGCGAUCAUGGAUAUGUACAAGAACGAAGACUGCGAACUGACCAAGAUGUUGGCUGAGUUCUAUGUGUGAUGAGUGCCGGUCACGAUUUUUCAUCAUAGUGAAAGAAUGCGCUACGAAUUGGAACUAUUUUAAGAAGCAAUUUACUAUCACACGUUAAAUAUAUUUGAAAUUGGGAUCAAACGUUCGUUAGCUAUACGUUCUCAUAUACGACGACAAGUGUCGCGCGUUAUGAGAAGCAAUAGACGAACGAGCACUUACAGUAACGUUUCUAAUUCAUUCAACUAAAUAUUUUUUUAUAAACGAACAUCUCGUUUUCAUAGUUUUUGAGUACCUAGACAAACAAAAAAAAAAAAAAAAGGGAGUCAAUAAAGCUAAAAAAGUAAUCUAGUCAAGUAUUAAGUGUAUACUUAUAUA